This is a messenger RNA of Cornus florida, 1512 nucleotides long. RefSeq lists its product as uncharacterized. Bases 1 to 1512 code for a protein of 503 amino acids. The record is from RefSeq and is a predicted model, not a curated record. The transcript is spliced from 5 exons. Lineage: Eukaryota; Viridiplantae; Streptophyta; Magnoliopsida; Cornales; Cornaceae.
AUGGAGCGUCGUGAGGCUCCUACUAUUCCAAGGCCACCUCCGGUAGGAAAGGGAGUCUUGCCGUUCAAUGUUGUUCAUCAAGGUGAUCCAGAAGGUGUCAAUCGCAUGGAUCCUCAUCGUGAAGAAAUUUUGGUAGGCGAUUUACCUCCAAAUGUUCGUCAGGUAGAGGAUCGAGAGGGAUCUAUUCAUUUGAAAGGAUCAUGCGAGAAGAAGCACCAGCGUUUGAUUAUAGGGCUACAUCACCGUGGUAGAGUGAGUUUGCGGAGGAUAGAUCGUUUGAUCCACCCUAUCGGCCUUCAAUGGCAACGUUUGAUUAUAGGAGUUCAGAAAGGAGAUCUGCAGACCUUAGAGUUCCAUCACGGUUCAAUUGCUAGUUUCCAGGACUUGUGCGACAAGUUCAUAAGCCAGUACUAUGGGAAUAAACGCCCGGCCAAGGACAUUUCAAGUCUCUUUACAAUGAAGCAACACGAAGAUGAACGACUCCAAGCUUUCCUCACCAGGUUCAACCUUGUCAAGAGCAUGGUAAUGGAAUGUCAUCCGUCUACGGCGAUUCAAGUGUUCAAACUUGCAAUGAACCGAGGAACACCGUUCCACACAAGCCUAGUGGUAAAUACACCAAAGACCAUAGACGAGCUGAAUGAGAGAGCUGAUGAUUUUGUGCGUCUGGAAGAAGAAGAGGCAGCUAAUGCAAGGAAGACAUCAAUUAUCUCAACAAAGGAAAAGUCUAAAGCCAAAAUCCGGCAAAAACAAGCUCAACCACAUUGUCAGACCUCCUGGAAGGCCGAGAAGAGGCCCAGAGAGGAAGAGGCAAUUACUCCACUCAGAGUUACUCUGGCAAGGCUGAACCUAAGGAGGCAAGUAGAGAUGCUGAUCGCAAAAGGGGAAUUUGCAGGAUAUGUUCAAGGGCCAGCACAGGAGCAGAAUCGACCGACUGAGCAGACAGCAAAGUUAGAGGAGCUGCUCAGAACGCGACAACGCCAAGCACAAAUGAAGAGGAGGAUUGGCAGUGUGCAUGCUUUGCAUCAGCAGAACGCAUCCGCACAGAAAAUGUUUGACAGAACGAACCUGUUCCGCGUCCAGACCUCUCAUGAAGAUCCACUGGUCGUCAGAAGCAGUGCGAAUGUCAUGCCCAAAGUAACAUUUGAUCAGCUUGAGAUCAAGCCGAAAAGGCUCAAACCCACAGGAAAUCCAUUGCUGGGGUUCGCUAGGAAAUGGGUGGAGCCCAUUGGCAUGGUAGAAUUGAUUGUGCAGGCUGCUGAAAGAGUUCUGACAGAGACAUUUGUAGUCAUUGAGAUCCAUCCCUCCUACAACCUUCUGAUGGGAAGAGGGUGGAUCCACAGAGUCCAGGGUGUUCCAUCAACUCUGCAUCAAGUGAUGAGAUGUUUAGGUCCAGAUAGGAACAAAGUGAUUGACAUUCAUGGAGAUCAGGUCACGGCCAAGGAAUACUACUCUGUAACUCUGAAGUCUGCUGCAAAAGGAAAAGCACCCAUCCAUUCUACUAACCCAAGAUAA